Paramuricea clavata is the source of this 1650-nucleotide messenger RNA. NCBI's taxonomy places the organism in Eukaryota, Metazoa, Cnidaria, Anthozoa, Malacalcyonacea, Plexauridae. The record is from the annotation of a GenBank genome assembly.
AUAUCUCUGGAUUCUGUAGACGUUUUAGCAGCAAUAAAGACCAUAGACAGCAGUAAAGCUCAAGGGCCGGAUAAGAUUCCAGCAAAGAUUUUAGUGGAGUGUGCUGAACAAAUUUCUCCAUCUCUAACAGAUUUAUUUAAUUUAUCCUUGCAAUCGGGCACUCUGCCAACGGAAUGGAAACUAGCUAACAUCGUGCCUUUAUUAAAGAAAGCCCCCGCUGAAAAAGUGGAAAAUUAUAGGGCUAUUUCCCUGCUUUCCCUGGUGUCGAAGUUGCUUGAAAGGUGUAUUCUCAACAAGAUCAUUGAUCACAUAGCCAGUAAUCUGUCCAACCUUCAAUUCGGCUUCCUCAAAGGUAGAUCAACAACGUCUCAACUACUCUCAGUUUAUCAUAAAAUUCAAGAAGCUAUGGAUGCCGGCAUACAAACUGACAUGGUAUUCCUAGAUUUUUCCAAGGCCUUCGACUCUGUGAACCAUCAUAAACUUAUAUUCAAGCUUAAACUAUUCGGUAUAACUGGUAAACUACAUGACUGGUUAAAGGACUAUCUCUCGAAUCGUUCCCAGCAGACCACAGUAUUAGGGGCUACCUCAAUGCCCUUACCUGUCCUAUCUGGAGUACCCCAGGGUUCUAUAUUGGGUCCCAUACUAUUUCUGAUUUACAUCAAUGAUAUUGUUGAAGUGGUCCAUCGGGACUCUGGGAUGGCGUUGUAUGCUGAUGAUAGUAAAUGUUUCAGAGUCAUAAAAUCGUUAAACGACUCGCUCCUUUUACAAUCUGACUUAGACAAUCUGUCAUCUUGGUCUAAGUCAUGGAACAUGGACUUUAACGAGACAAAGUGUGCCAUAGUGUCAUUCACCAGAAAGCACCAUCCAAUUAUUCAAUCAUAUUCACUUAAUGGAUCCGAGCUACGAAAAGUCAACGAACAGAAGGAUCUCGGAAUCCUGACAACCAGCUCUAUGGAAUGGUCAAGUCACGUGGCUACUGUAUGCUCUAAGGCAAACCGUACACUUGGGUACAUCCGCCGUUGUUCUGCGGAAAUUGGUAGCUUAAACGCGCGUCGCACUCUCUACACCAGUCUGGUAAGAUCCCUGUUUUCGUACGGAUCCCAAUUGUGGGCUCCUCAGAAAAUCAAAUACAUAAACAUGAUGGAAAGGGUACAAAGGCGUGCAACAAAAUUUUUACUGAAACUACCGUUUCGCACAAAGGUUUCAUACCAAACACGGCUGUUAAAGCUCGGCCUUUUACCACUUACUUACUGGCUAGAAAUUCUUGACUUGGUUUUUUACUUUCGUACAUUAAAGGGAGAAAUUUUUCUCGACAAUAAUGGCUUGGUCCAAAUUAAACAACAAAUUCGUAUUUCGCGUCAUAAUAACCCUCAGUCAGGUGUUCUCGCCGAGAUACCUCGUGCUAAAACAGUAUCAUUCCAGAACAGUUUUUUUGUCCGCACAAGUAGAAUAUGGAACAGUCUAACACCAGUUGAAAGGGACUUGUCUCAAAGUGCUGCUACUUUUAAACGUAGUCUCACGAGGAAAUAUAACGGGCUACUUAGAGAUGUCUACGAUCCCGACAAUGCUGUAACUUUAAAGUCGAACUGCGUGAAAUGUCACGUGAACAGAGAACUAGCACACGUUCUCCAAAAACCGUGCUGUUUUUAA